AUGCAGAAUAAUAUAGUUGCGGUUACUGAGGACCACAACCUCCAAGUAUGGGACAUGUGCCAGCAAAAAUUAGUCUAUGCACUCCAUGAUUGUUUGGAUGCUCCUAUUCUCACCACUGCCAUGGAUGGGCAGCUCCUCCUGGCAUUUUUUGAUGGAAGCCAUCUGGUUAAGGUAUUUGACUUGGCAGACUCCUGCAAGCUGAUCUGUCAGGUGGACAUUCCUGCAGAUGAGACCCCUGUUCAUAAAAAUCACUCCAUACUGGUCUCUAAAAAUUCUGUGAAAGACUACAUUGUGUUCGCCUACAGGAGUGGGAAGGAAGCCAUGGUGCUGAGUGCCAGACGAGGGGCUGUUGUUGCCAAACUCACUGCGCAAGACCCAGUGGCUUCAGUUCAGGGUGUGGCUGUAACCAAGGAGUAUUUCCUAGUCAUCUGCAGAUAUCCAUCACUGAAGUCACAUGACAUAGUGCACAUUGAGCUGUUCAGCGUGAAGACAUUUGCAUAUAUUCGCACUGUGAAAGGCUGUGCGAAUGACUUCAUCACCAUGUUUGCAGUGAACCGUCAAGGAUCUCAUGUGAUUGCUUUUUCUGGCCUGCCUAAUACCAACACCACAGAGAUAGUGGUCUGGAAUUUGGAGACUGAAGACCACAAACACAUGGUUAAGUUUUCUUCUGUGCCUACAGGAGGAAUAUGUUCUGAUCUUCGCUACUGUCUAGCUUUCUGUGAUGGAGAGAACUUCUUAAAGUCUUGGAACCUAGCAAAUCGUUUAAAUGACCAGUCACUGACUGUAAACGUUAACAGGAAUAAAAAAAAUGAUGGGAUUCAAGAGUUUGUUACCAUGAAGAACUUUCCCAGAUACGUGGUCUGCAGGAGUGUGAGACCUGGAGUGAUCACCGUGUGGAAUAUUGUGAAGUCAAAGUGUAAAGGUAGUGCGGUGCGUGUGGAGCGAGGCCUGAUGGAGAGCAAUGAUGUUGUUCUGAUCAGGGACAUGAAGCUCUACAUCCUCACUGACAGGGGAAUGGCUUCUUUCACUGACACCCCCAGGCCUAUAUUUCAGACUCUUUUGACAUAUGACCUACUAAAGAAGAAAUACGUCAGUAAAAAGACAGGUCUUUUCAUUAUUCCAUGUCCAAAGCAUGAAUACCGGAUACUUGAUGGAGGGUUACUUCUGGGGCUCUCAGAGAAUAGAGAUCAUUUUGUCAUUUGGAAUAUGGACACGGGUUUUAUAAAGGACCGGCUAAGGCCGCAGUUUAAGGACAAGCACUUGGCACUGGAUCUAUUGACUGAACGUGACAUAUACAAAGAGAAUACAAAUAAGGAAGCACUGCAGCAGAAGAAAAAAGUAAACGAGACAGUUCUUCUGACGCCAUGGGAAAGACGCAAUGAGACCAAAACUGCAAAGAGACGCAGAAGGGAAAAGGAGAGGAAGAAAGAGAUAGAAAAGAUGCAGCAGCUGGCCAAUGAGAAGAAUAAUGCGAUUGAUCAGUACCUGCUGAGUGACAAUGAAAAGGUGAUCGUAUGUUCAUAUUAUGCCCAUCACCUUUGUGUGUUUAGCUUGGACACAAUGACCCACCUGCACACCUUGGAAGACAAGACCUCAAUGCUGUUCUUGCACAAUGCUGCACUGACAUACAGUGGCAGCUACCUGGCCCUAUCCAACUACUGCGAUGCUGAAAAAAGCAGUUAUGUAACUCUCUGGGACCUUCAGAAUGGGCUGGUCAAAAAACGACUAAAAAAUGAGCCAAAUAUCUGCUGCAUGGCUAUUACUGACACAGCUGACAGAAUUGUUUUUGGAGUCACCUCAGAAAACAAAAUAAGGGUCUGGGACCCUUUCAAGCAUAAACACAAAGUCAUUCCGGGAUAUGAAAACCUUAACCUCACGGUUGACAGCAGAAUACAAAUCAUGGAAGGAGGGUCCAAGGCAGUUUUACUGUCUGGCGACGUCAGUUUGUGGAACCUGGCCGAUGCCACGCUAGUCUCUGUGUUCACCCCCGACAGUAAAAUCUGCUGCCUGUCCUUGGCUCCUGAUAGAAAGACUAUUCUUCUUGGAAUGAGUGAUACUCCGUCCCUUGUCACCCUGAAAGUUGCAUCAAAGGAUAAAGACAAUAACCUCACCAAGGGAGCCGAUCUGUUUGGUGAGGAAUCUACGAGCAGUGAAGAUGAGCCCGAUGACAAAGACCAACCUCUAAAGAUUUAG
Nanorana parkeri is the source of this 2193-nucleotide messenger RNA. RefSeq lists its product as uncharacterized. NCBI's taxonomy places the organism in Eukaryota, Metazoa, Chordata, Amphibia, Anura, Dicroglossidae. The record is from RefSeq and is a predicted model, not a curated record. Gene Ontology annotation, molecular function: protein binding. The transcript has 13 exons. The coding region runs from base 1 to 2193 and encodes 730 amino acids.